ACGACCCUUUAUAGCAAAACCGCAAUGGACCGGAAGUUUACUGUAUGAUCCCUGUUUGAUCUGCUACCUUGGCAGAGUAAAAGAGCAAUGGACGAAAUGAACGAAAUAGGAAUAGGAAUGACACCUGAACUGUUUGCUGCUAUGCUGCAGCAUCAGCAGGCAAUGGGAGGUUUUAUGUUCCCUGGAGAAUCAGAUGAAGAUGACGAUGAAGAAAAUGAGGAAGAAAUCCAAAAUAAUCCAAAGAAAAGAAUAUUAUGGGCAGCAGAAAACAAUCAUUUAGACAUAGCAGAAUCAAUUUUACAGUCUGACCCAGAAUUAAUCAAAUCUUGUGACGAUGACAUGUAUACUCCACUACAUAGAGCAUGCUAUAAUGGUCAUGUUGAUAUGGUUAAGUUGCUGAUAAGAAAUAAUGCAGAUAUUAAUGCUAAGACAUCAGAUGGAUGGCAACCGAUACACAGUGCUGCACGAUGGAAUCAGUCAGAAGUUAUUAAAGUUUUACUAGAACAUAAUACAGAUAUUAACUCACAGACAAAUGGUGGUCAAACACCGCUGCAUCUAUCCUCCUCAUGUAAAGAUACUCGGGAAACAUUGACAUUGUUAUUAUCCAAUCCAAACACAGAUAGGACUAUUUUAAACAAUCUUGGUGAAACAGCAGAGACAAUUUGUAAACGGACAAGUGCGCUCUGUAAAUUAUAUGAGGAAAUAAAAACGUAGAAUGUA
Molecule: messenger RNA, 720 nt
Organism: Mytilus trossulus (common blue mussel)
Lineage: Eukaryota; Metazoa; Mollusca; Bivalvia; Mytilida; Mytilidae
Product: ankyrin repeat domain-containing protein 49-like
Exons: 4
Coding region: 88-714 (208 amino acids)
Molecular function (GO): protein binding
Source: RefSeq, a predicted model, not a curated record